Drechmeria coniospora is the source of this 660-nucleotide messenger RNA. RefSeq lists its product as uncharacterized. The transcript has 4 exons. The record is from RefSeq and is a predicted model, not a curated record. Bases 1 to 660 code for a protein of 219 amino acids. NCBI's taxonomy places the organism in Eukaryota, Fungi, Ascomycota, Sordariomycetes, Hypocreales, Ophiocordycipitaceae.
AUGCGAUGCUCUUACGGAGUAGUUGGUACAAUACUUUGUCCGAGUCCCACAGUCCGCACUCCUGCGCACGCAAGUACUUACUUGUACAUGCACAUUAGUUUUCGAUUCUGCACCAACCCUGCCGAAAGAGAUCGCCGACUUCCCAACCGCCCAUCGGCCACGACAACGUCCGCCGCGUACCGGCCCGACAUUUACAACUCCCGUCGACGCUCUGAAUUCAUCCUUGGACCCGACGACGGCGUGAGAAUCGAGAGCGAAUCGCGACACGAACCCUCGACGCCCUUCGACCCUCCUCGCAGCCGACCUCGCGGGAAAUCUGGCCUCGAGCCUGCCGUCAUCGCCAUCCGCUUCCAGACCCUGGCCGCCGUCGUGCUCCGGAGCGAGCUGCUCGGCCUCGCCCCUCGGGACCGAUCCGUUCGUCCGUCCAUCCUGCCGUUGGUCCACCAGGCCGUCGACGGAGACGCGAAGACGACGGCGAGAGCUGCCUGCGAAGCCAGAGCAACGCAUCGGUUUCCGACGAGAGCGUCGAGUCGUCACGCCAGCAGGAUCGGUGUCCCUGCCCCCGCACAGGCUGCCGCUCCCCUUGGCCCGCGCGGCUGCGGCAGCAACACCUGCACCUUCGACGACGCCCCAUCCUCGCGUCGCGCUGCCGCCUCCUAG